Xyrichtys novacula (pearly razorfish) is the source of this 2618-nucleotide messenger RNA. NCBI's taxonomy places the organism in Eukaryota, Metazoa, Chordata, Actinopteri, Labriformes, Labridae. The record is from the annotation of a GenBank genome assembly.
GUGGAACUUGACUGGAGGAGAGGAGAGUUGGUGCGUAAAAGCUGAAGAGAAACCUGGACGAUCAGACAGAUUUCACUUAGUAAAUACACCAAAAUAAACCAAAACAGAAGCGGGGAGAACGGCGACAAAACGGGUUGUAUGGCACCUCAGUCGUGCGUAAUGAAUCCUGCGCAAGGAUCACCGCCCUCGGCUGCUGCUCCGGUGGAAACCUCUACAGAGGACCGGGUCUCUGACGGCAUGGGGACCGAGGAGCUGGAUCUGUCAUCUGUCAGGGGGUUUAAGACCAAGAAUUCAGAUUUACCUUUCAGCGUGGAGUCCCUCAUAUCAGACAGGACGCCGGACCGAUGCCUCCUCAGCCCCGAGCCUCCUGGAUCAGGCUGCGUCCGGACAGAGGAGACCGAGUGUGCGUCACCGAGAGGAUUGUACCGGUCCAAGGCAGACGCGGUGGACCUCAGCGACAGGGAGACGAGUCCCUGGUUUCAUGCUCCGUAUGCAUCCCCUCCCAGUGAGUGAAAGUCACUUUUAGUACUUUAAAAUACUAACGAGCUUGAACUGAAGAAGGAAGAGUUCAGUGAAUGCGCAGAAUAUUUUGAUCUCUAAAAAUGAGACAGUUUGGAUUGGCCUGCUAAUAAUAUUAAUCUGUUAUGAGAAUUUCUAAACUUUAAAACGGGACAGAAACAUUUAUCUGUACUGUUUGACAUUAACUUAGAAAGCUGUUCAUUUAUUAACCAAAUAAAGAUGCCCAUUUGCAUCCAGGUUGACUUUUUAAUCCAAAUAAACCGUAUUAAUAUUAAUAAGAUUUAAAAUAAGAAGUUAUCAUAAAAUACCUGCACUUUUCACGAUCUGGCACGUGAAGUAUGUUGUGUUAUAUCCAUUAUUUACAUGUUAUGCACAGAGCUGGGAUGUAGUUGAUGCUGAGUUUUGAUCAUAAAUUCUGGUAUCGCAGAAGUUUGACUUUCUUCCUUUGCCUCCAGGACUUCCCAGCCCGAGCCCGUGCAAUCUAAGGAAACACAAGAACAACAGGAAACCCAGGACUCCUUUUACCACCUCUCAGCUGCUCUCUCUGGAGAGAAAGUUCCGUCAGAAACAGUACCUCUCCAUCGCGGAGAGAGCAGAGUUCUCCAGCUCACUUGGCCUCACAGAGACUCAGGUCAAGAUCUGGUUUCAGAACCGCAGGGCCAAGGCCAAGAGACUGCAGGAGGCCGAGCUGGAGAAGUUCAAACUCGCCACGAAGCCGCUGCUGCCGGCCUUCGCUUUCCCCUUACCCCUGAACGCACCAAUGGGCGCACCGGGCCUUUAUGGGGCCCUGAACGGACCGCGGCCUGCCUUACACGUCCCCGGACUUUUCAGUGGACCAUAUGGGAUGUACUACUUGUCUUAACCAUGACUGACUUUGGACAGACGAAAAUCUGCCUUAAAAAAACUGCCUUAAAAACAACUUCAUGCAACAAGAAACCAGCACUCCAAAAAAAACACGUCCAGUUAAAUUUUACUUCUGAACUCCUAAAAUCUGCAAAAUUAUCCCAUCCAGCAAAUUCUCGCGUUUUUUACCCAGGGAUCUGGCAUAAUUCAAGAACUUAGAAAAGAAAUGUAUCAUCACUUCUGAAACGGUUCAAGGUUUGUUAAGGAAACAUGUUUAGAAUUAAAUAUGGACCCCCUGUUUGUUUCUGAAGCGUAAGAAAACGGUGAUUUUCUUUCUCUGCCUUAAAACCACCAAACUUUGAGAAUCACAGCUCUCGUCCCCUUUUUUUUUCUUUAAAGCUAAAAAAGACAAUUAUUUUUAUUCUCUUUCAUGGCAUCAAGUGUGUGGGCUUAUCUUCUUUUCAUGCUGUAGUUUAUCUAAGAGCUCCGCAGCAUCGCAGUGUGCGUAAAACCACACCGAGUCCACACUUGUGCGACCAAGAACAUCCAUCAAAUCACCAACUUUCUUUUCGGUUCUUUUAAGGUUUUAUUUUAAGACAUUUAAAAUGCAAAAUGUUUCCACUUCUCAUUCGUUUAUUAUAUGGAGGGGGGGAGGCCCACAGAAAACCCAGAUGAUCUUUGAGAGAAACAGACGCUUAUCUGUUCUCAAAAGUGUUUAAUUGAAUUAUUUUACAUCUGGAAUAAUUAAAUUAUUCCAGAGGUAAAAGUGAUGAAUACAAAAAUAUGAAGAAUAAAAUGAAGGCCACCAAAGCUUUAUGUUUAAAAUGAACAUUUCUGUUGUUGAAAUGAAAAUCAAGUCAAUUUUUUAAUUCUCCCAAAAAAUUUUCAUCUGGUGUUUUGACUUUCCGCUGUAGUUUUACUUCAACAUGAGCCAUGAGAUCUGACCGAAUCCAAACAACUUUACUGAUACACUUCCUCUAUAAUUUCUGUUUUUUUUUUCUGUUUAAAAUAUUUUCUGUCGGUUUUUUUUUUUCCUCAAAGGGGGAUUUUUUUGCACAAAUGUUUAAAGAGCUCUUGAAAAUCAAAGUCCGCUGUCAGUUUUAUCACUUAAUGUAAAUAAAGGUCAUCAGCUAUUUCUGAAAACACUCAUAACAUGACUGAUGGACUCGGAUCAGUCAUUAAUGUACGGAGUAUUUUAUAUUAUCUGAUGUGUGAACGCUGUUUUGUACAUUAUUAAAAUAUCUUAUUUGACUUCU